AUGUCGACAACAACGACCUCGAUCGCAACCACCAGCGAAGCUCGUGGGACCACUCUCCGGGCUGCGUCACCAUCUGCCCCAGCCAAACUACCAUUUUCCCUCGACAUCUAUCCAAAGCUAGACUAUAAACAAGCCGGUCACUUGCGCCACUUCCACAAUCUUGUCACCCAGGCUGACGGGGAAUGGAACCACAUGGGGCCGCUCGAUGGCUCGGGAGAAUGGGAAGACGCUUACCGAUACCAGCUCGCAACCAUGUGCUACGCGGCCUCUGUUGCGCAUUAUCACCGUCUACCACUUCUGCGCUCUGUCUUCCGCACUCUCGUCCGCCAGAUGAUUCACAAGAUGCUGCACAAAUCUGUGUGGGGCUACUGGUUUCUGACUUCACACAGUGGUAAGAAGCUCGACCCUUCGCUCACGGAACUUCGCAAGCCGUGGGCCGAUCCGGUCAAAGAGGAGAACAUCAUGUACUCGGGCCACUUGCUGCUGAUGACAAGUCUGUACGCCAUGCUGUUUGAUGACGACGAAUUCGUUGAAGACAAGAGUAUCCGCUUUAUAUGGGAUCCGUUGUUCUGGGGAAUGGGCACCGAGACGUUUGAGUACAGUAAUCGAAGUCUGCAGCAAGUCAUCUUGGCGCAGAUGGAGAAGAACGAAUGGGUGGGAGUCUGCUGCGAGCCGAAUGCCGUGUUCGUGGUUUGCAACCAAUUUCCGAUCAUUGCGAUGCGGUACAAUGACAUUCGUGACGGGACGAAUGAGGUCGAAAAAGUGCUCGAGAGAUACACUGCUGCACUCGAAAAGAAGGGCAUGCUUCAAAAUGAUGGUCUGUGGUCGGCAGCGUUUCUCGUGAAGCAGAGGGUUGCUGCCCCAACCAAGCAAGGAACACACACGGCUUGGAACAACGCAUUCAUGAACGCAUGGAACUCCUCAUUCGUUCGCCAGAACUGGGAACGCCAGUCCACUGGACAUCUAGUCCGAGCCAAUGGCAGAACCGUGCUGCAAGCCACGAACGUCGCCGCUGCGUAUCGUAGUAUCGUGGCUGAAAACGGUGGUGUGCCGGAGGACACCUCUGCUGCCUUAGUGAAGGCCAAGGAGCUGUCGACGCAAGAUGCCUAUCGUCAUCCAUUCCCGUUCCAGUCUGCUUCAAGAGGUCUUUUCAUGAUGAUGUUAUCUGAGCUUGGACGCAGAGAGGAAUUGAAUGAUCUGCUGGACUUCGCCGACCAGAAGUUGAGUCCCAAGUGGGAGCGAGGUGGUCUCUUCUAUCCGCGGAAAGAUGACUUCUUUGAUUCGGCUGGGGAUUAUGUGCAUGUUGAGCCACACUCUGGAAACAGUGCAAUUGGCUAUGCGAGACUCAAUGUCGAGGACGGGCAGAAGAUUAUGUGGGAGCAUCCAUGGACGAAGGAAGGAUUGAACAGCAGACCAUGGGUAGAGGGAUGCUCCCUGGGUGACGAUGUUGACUUUCUUCGAGGAGUGUGGGAUACAGAGCGGCGAGCGGCAAUCGUGACGCUCAAGUCGUGGGAGGGGGAUUUCGAGAAGCCAAAGGAUGUGCGGAUUGUUGUCAGGGGGUUGCCGAUGGCUGAGUGGGCGAUAUAUGUGAAUGGGGAUCUUCAGCAUACGACAGACGUGGACUCGAACGGCACAUUGGAGGUCAAAGUAGCUGUGGCGCCGUCAGAAGAGGUCGAUGUGGUUGUGUGCGAGGCUUGA
Molecule: messenger RNA, 1698 nt
Organism: Cyphellophora europaea CBS 101466
Lineage: Eukaryota; Fungi; Ascomycota; Eurotiomycetes; Chaetothyriales; Cyphellophoraceae
Exons: 3
Coding region: 1-1698 (565 amino acids)
Source: RefSeq, a predicted model, not a curated record